AUGAGAUUUGAUGCGGUUCGGUUGGAUAAUCUUGACGACUUGAGGAAAUAUUUUGACCAAUGGGAUAAUCAUGUGAUGGAUAUGGCUUUAGAACUAUAUCAACUGCAUCUUCACAUUUUUUGUGCAGUCAUGUAA
Messenger RNA from Racocetra fulgida, 135 nucleotides. NCBI's taxonomy places the organism in Eukaryota, Fungi, Glomeromycota, Glomeromycetes, Diversisporales, Gigasporaceae. The record is from the annotation of a GenBank genome assembly.